Molecule: messenger RNA, 1680 nt
Organism: Siniperca chuatsi (mandarin fish)
Lineage: Eukaryota; Metazoa; Chordata; Actinopteri; Centrarchiformes; Sinipercidae
Gene: lrrc71
Product: leucine rich repeat containing 71
Exons: 17
Coding region: 111-1598 (495 amino acids)
Molecular function (GO): protein binding
Source: RefSeq, a predicted model, not a curated record
GCUAUAGUAACGCCAAUGACGCCCAGGGGUUCAUUUAGCUAGCAGUACAGCGGCGUUAGCUCACUUAUCUGAUGAUUUAACUCGCUAUAUUUCGACUUUAAGACACAUCAAUGUCUAGAAAGAGACAAAAAGAGAAAACAGACAAGGCGAAUGCUGAGGAAGAGGCCUCAAAAAAUACAGGACAGACUACAAAUGAAAAAUUGCCAGCGCAGACCUUUGAUGAAUAUCAGUGCUCAGGCAAUGUGGAGAUUGACUUCCCUGGGCUUUGUGCUAUUCUGGACAUGAAGGAUAUCCCAGCUGUCAACACGAAGCAACCAACGUCCUCCACCAGUGAAACUGAAGGAGGGGACACAGAUGACAGCCAGUCACAGAUAAAUGAUGCACCUUUCUGGUCUAAGCCACACCUCCAAGUGGAGCUGGAGACCGAAGACCCCCUCAGCGCCAAGAACCUGAAGGUUUCUGGAUGGAAGGUAGAUGAGCAGAUUGCCAGAGUGCUACAGAAGAUGCUUCUCUCCUUGAACAAGCUACAGAGCCUUCAGUUUUGGCAGGCGGGACUGACAGAUCGAAUGGUAAUCUCCCUCAUGAACACAAUAUCACUGUGCUCCAACCUCAGUGCUUUGGCAUUGGAGGGCAACCCUCUUCCAGAGUGGAGCUACCACCUUCUUCUCUCUGAAGACAGCGUCCUCUCUCACUUGUCCCUGCGAAAUAACCGGAUAGGAGACGAGGACGCUCGUGUAAUUGGGAUGGCUCUCUCAACCACCAGAUCUGCCAACAAGAACCUCAUAUCACUCAACCUGGCAUUCAAUUCUAUUGGUGAUGCAGGUGCUACACAUAUCGCACAGGGCCUGCGGUUGAAUCGUGCGUUGCUCUGUCUCUCACUGUCCAACAAUCAGAUUGGAGACUCGGGAGCUGCUCAUCUGGCUGAGGUACUAGGUGAGUUUGCUCUAACUCAUGAAGAAGUUGUGGAGAGAAGGAAGCUGCUUCUGGAAAGAACACAGUCUUCAUCUUUUAGGGUCGAUUCUGACCAAUCGCCUGCUGACCAAGUUCCCUCAGUACUCAGCAGCACUUCACUGAGCAUCAGCAAGGGGGAGAACAAAGGCACCUCCAAAAAGUCAAAGGAAGCAUCCAAAAAAGAUGAGAAACCAGCUGCCAACAAAGAGAACCCAAAGUCUAACAAGAAAUCUUCAGAUAUAAAGGUGCCUCAAAGUAAAGGUGGCAAGCUGGGGAGCAAAGAGAAACAACAAUCUGCACAGGAGGAUAAAUCAAGUACUGGCCUGAAUGAGGUAGAGGCGGUGGAGAUAGUGAACCCCCUGCUGGACCAGUUUGUGCAUUACAGGGACGGUGACAUUAUUCUGCCUGGAAACAGGACUCUCACCUCCCUCAACCUGGCAGGAAACAGAAUCACAGAGAAGUCGCUGCCUCUGUUCCUGACGUCACUAGAGAUGGAGGGAAGAGGCCUGCUGCGUCUCUGUCUGCAGAGAAACCGCUUCCCACCAGAGUGUGAGUGUUAUGUGAAGAUAAAGGAACUGAUGACACUCACUGAUCCACUCGAAAAAAACAGCUCUGAGCUGACAGAAGAGGAAGGACAGGGAGUAUAGUGCUGAGAACUGACAUGUACUUCUACAGACUUAUACUGUAAACUUUUAAUUUGGUGUACAACAAUAAAAAUACAUACAUAUA